This is a messenger RNA of Dermatophagoides farinae (American house dust mite), 888 nucleotides long. It is a transcript of the gene ND-B14.7, whose product is annotated as NADH dehydrogenase (ubiquinone) B14.7 subunit. Lineage: Eukaryota; Metazoa; Arthropoda; Arachnida; Sarcoptiformes; Pyroglyphidae. Gene Ontology annotation, cellular component: respiratory chain complex I; mitochondrial inner membrane. The record is from RefSeq and is a predicted model, not a curated record. Gene Ontology annotation, biological process: mitochondrial electron transport, NADH to ubiquinone.
UUGUUUUGGUUUGUUGUUGUCUUCGUGUUUUUUUUUUUUUGAUUUGUUUGAUACAGAUUUUUGCAAUCAAAAUGACAAUUUCCGAUAUACCAGACAUCCGAUUUGAUUUACAUCAUGCACCAUUCCGACGGUUCAUACCACAUAUUCAAAAAGAAUAUAUUAAAGAUCCAGAAAAUUAUGACAAAAAACGAGAUUUUCUCAUCAAUUAUUUCUAUUCAAAACCUGAUUAUGCUGUGCCACAUGAAAAAUUGUUUUAUAGCACUGCAUUAGGAUUGAAAUUUGGUACAGCUUGGGGUACAUUUGAUGUUUGUGCUGCUGAAUAUGGCCGAUGGAAACCAUCAAUUUUAUUGUUUGCAAAACGUGCAUCAUUAGUUACCGCAUCAUUUGCAACAUAUGGUGCCGUGUCAAAUGUUGUAGCCAAUAUACGUGGUCAAAAAGAUGAUCUUUUCAAUCAUUUGAUUGGUGGUGGAUCUGUUGGUUUUAUCUAUGGUUAUUUGUAUAAAUCAUCUGCAUAUGGAUCAUUAGCUGCUGCUGGAGUAGCAUUGAUAGCAAUGGCAUGUAAAGCAUUUUCACGUAGUGAUAAUUAUAUAAUUCAUCCAGAAUUGGAUAAAUUUACUGAACGUGGUAGUAUUUGGGGUAAUCCAGAUUUACGAUUCUAUACGCAUUAUCCAGAAUUAAAGGAAAGAAAACAACAUUAUCUGUUUGAUGAUGUAUAAAGAAAAUUUUCAAACAAACAAAAAAAUAGAAGAAAUUACCACCAUUUUUUCAUCAUCAAUUUAUUACUCUAUUAUUAUGAAUUAAUCAUUUUAAUAAUAUUUUAAGAACAAAUGCAAUCAAUCCAAAAUAUUAGAUGAAAGAGAUGAAAAAUAAAAAUAUUGGGAUUUGUAA